Scheffersomyces stipitis CBS 6054 is the source of this 1140-nucleotide messenger RNA. RefSeq names its product Ecm33p (gene ECM33). The annotation marks the transcript as partial. Gene Ontology annotation, cellular component: plasma membrane; fungal-type cell wall. The transcript has a single exon. Lineage: Eukaryota; Fungi; Ascomycota; Pichiomycetes; Serinales; Debaryomycetaceae. Gene Ontology annotation, biological process: fungal-type cell wall organization. The record is from RefSeq and is a predicted model, not a curated record.
UCCACCUUGACUACAGCCACUCCUUCAGUCGCUAGCGGUUGUUCCUUUUCCAGUUUUGUUGCCACAGCUUCUGCCCAAGUUCAACAAGUUGCUGCCUGUGCUACUGCUGUCGGUGAUAUCACCAUCCGUGGUGACUCUUUCGGUUCUAUCGAAUUGACCGGUUUGGAACAAGUUUUUGGUUCCUUGAAGAUCCAAAACACCACUCUCGCAACCACAAUCAACGCACCAACUUUGCAGUUGAUUUCGGAAGAUUUCGAAUUGUCUGGUUUGACCAUCUUGAACACUUUGAACCUUGCUCAAUUGAACACCGUCGGUUCUCUUAACUGGGUCACUUUGCCAGCCUUGGAAAGCACCGGUUUGACUCAAGGUAUCACUGCAGCUGAUUCCGUCGUUAUCUCGGACACUGGUUUGACCGCUUUGACUGGUAUCAACGUUGUUGAAUUGCAAACUUUCGACGUCAACAACAACCAAGACAUCAACACUAUUGACUCUGCUUUGCAAUCCGUCACUAGCCUUUUGUCCAUCUCUUACAACGCUGAAAGUGUCGAUGUCGUUUUGGACGAAUUGACCUCUGCCAAGAACGUCGUCUUCCAAUCUAUCAACUCUUUGUCUGUUGGUAACUUGACCACCAUCAACGGUUCCUUGUCUGUUUCUCAAUCUUCCAUUGAUGCCAUCGAAUUCAAAGACUUAACCUCUAUCAGUAACUCCUUGACCAUCAACAAGAACUCCGAAUUGGAGUCCUUGGACUUCCCUAAGUUGACUUCUAUCGGUGGUGCUUUGGAAAUCUCCGACAACGACAAGUUGAAGUCAUUCGACGGUUUCCCAGAAUUGAAGACCAUCGGUGGUUCCGUUGACAUCAACGGUACCUUCGACAACGGUACCUUCGAAUCCUUGUCCAGAGUUGCCGGUGGUUUCACCUUGAAGUCGGACGGUGAUAUUUCUUGUGAGGAAUUCAACAAGUUGAACUCUGACGGAGACAUCAAGGGUAACAAGUUCUUCUGUGCCAACGCUGCCGGUGCUUCUUCUUCUUCGUCUUCUUCUAAGAAGGGUUCUUCCACCGACUCCUCUGACUCCACUGAAACCGCUUCUGAAACUGAAACCAGCUCCACCAAGGCUUCCGACGCUUCGGUUCACUCUGGA